This is a messenger RNA of Colletotrichum acutatum, 2475 nucleotides long. RefSeq names its product kinase-like domain-containing protein. Gene Ontology annotation, molecular function: ATP binding; protein serine/threonine kinase activity. Bases 345 to 2255 code for a protein of 636 amino acids. The transcript has 7 exons. Gene Ontology annotation, biological process: protein phosphorylation; intracellular signal transduction. Gene Ontology annotation, cellular component: cytoplasm. The record is from RefSeq and is a predicted model, not a curated record. Lineage: Eukaryota; Fungi; Ascomycota; Sordariomycetes; Glomerellales; Glomerellaceae.
UGUUUCCUUUCUUUUGACGUCGCUUUCGCUUUUCUCACCUCACACGCGCGCUUUCAGGUUCAAAACAUCGUCAGCUCCAUCACUCGCUCGCCCGGUCGUUCGCGCCUAUUCGUCAUACCUACCUAGUUGUGUCGUGCAUUUUGGGGUGCUCUUGUAGCUCGGCCACUCUGAAUAGCAAAGCUCCGAAUGAGCAAAAGCAGAGCAUUGUAGCUAGCUCUCUCACUCUCACUCUCAUUCUCACCCCACCCGGACCUUGCCUCUCCAACAUUGCUUCUCCAACAUAACGUCAAGCUUACAACACACCCUUCCAUCUACAACCCCCCAGCCUCGCCCAAGGCGAAAUCAUGACGGAUUCCGGCGAACCUCAGAGCCCGCCGACGACGGCCAUGGCCUCGACGAACCUCGCUACCUCAAGCAUGUCCUCACCUACCAUUGCGGUAGGGUUCCACGGCGAAGGGCCCGCUGAGACUCGUCCGCCGCUCGCCCCCAUAUCCGAUUCGGCUGCCCAACCAUCAAAGUUUCAGAGCCCCAUGAGGCAUCACCGUCGGACGCCAUCUGCUCAUCGUGAAGUCAAGGAAACGCUCAACGCCGUGACGGAAUAUGGUACCGAGGCUCAGGAUGGCUCGAGUCACCACCGCAUCAACCAGUAUGUCAUUAAAGAAGAAAUUGGCAGGGGGUCCUAUGGUGCUGUCCACCUCGCGACCGACCAAUUUGGCACCGAAUACGCCGUCAAGGAGUUCUCUAAAGUCCGGCUUCGUAAACGCGCGCAGUCCAAUAUUCUGCGUCAGGGCGCUCGCCGACCCCAGCGCUUCGCUCCCCGUGUUAGUCUCAACGCGCCGCUAUCGCCUCAUUUUGGAGAGGAGGGCAACGCUGGUUGGAACGUCAACGAUGCACUGUUCUUUAUUAGAGAGGAAAUUGCCAUCAUGAAGAAGCUGAACCACCCGAACCUGGUUCAACUGAUUGAAGUACUGGACGACCCGGAAGAGGACUCGCUGUACAUGGUCCUUGAGAUGUGCAAGAAAGGAGUCGUGAUGAAGGUCGGGCUCAACGAAAAGGCGAAGCCAUAUGGCGAAGAUUCAUGCCGUUAUUGGUUCCGAGACUUGAUUCUAGGCAUUGAAUACUUACACGAGCAAGGCGUCAUUCACCGGGAUAUCAAGCCGGACAACCUUCUCCUUACCGACGACGAUGUGCUCAAGAUUGUAGACUUUGGCGUCUCCGAGAUGUUUGAGAAGCCCGGAGACCCCAUGAAGACGGCUAAAUCGGCAGGAUCCCCGGCAUUCCUUGCACCCGAGCUCUGCGUGGUCCGACAUGGCGACGUUGAUGGCAAGGCCACUGAUAUCUGGUCCAUGGGCAUAUCGCUGUACUGUCUACGCUAUGGCAAAAUUCCCUUCGAGCAAGAGGGUGUGCUUGAGAUGUACGAAGCUAUCAAGACAGAUUCCCCUGAGCUACCCGAGGAUGAAAACCCCGAUUUUGUGGACCUCAUCAGCAGAAUUCUGGAAAAGGACCCCCAGAAACGUAUUCACAUGCACGAGCUGCGGGACCAUCCGUGGGUUACGAAACAGGGGACAGAUCCUCUGCUAUCAAAGGAAGAAAAUUGCUCAAAUCUCGUGGAGCCCCCAAACGAGCUUGAGCUCAACCGCGCCUUCACACGAAAGAUGAACCAUCUCCUAUGCGUGAUGAAAGCAAUCCACAAGUUCAAGAACAUUCUCACAAGGCAAAGAAACGCCAAAUCACGCGAAGGCUCCCAGACAGACUCCCCCCGCUUGGGCGCACUGCACGAGGAUAUUGAAGCCCUCCUCUCGAAACGCCGUGAGUUCCUCAAGAAGAACAGCCUCGCCGAUGUCACCAAGACCGCGCCCCCCGAGAGGUCCGACUCGGAACCUCGCAUCCUCGGCAUCGGCAUCGGGUCCCGGGAUGAGUUCGACAAGGACGAGCCCUCGGCCGGCGCCGUGGCCGAAUCGCCGACCAACGUCGACUUCAACAUCUAUGACAAGGCGUACGAGGCCGAAGUGGAGCGCAUCAUGAGGAAGCAGACGCGGCAGAAGACCAUGUACCUCACGCGCUUCGUUAAAGACCGCGAGCAUUACAAGGAGGUAGCCAAUGUCGUGGAGGGCACGUCGGCUGGUGUCACGCCCGUGGGGACGCCAAAGGCCGAUACGAACCUGGCUGCCUCCAAGGGCCGGUUCGCUGAUUUGGUUCAUAGCAUGACGGGUGCUUCGAAAGCCAAGGCUGCCGACGAGAAGGAGGAGAGCUGAGAGCGUUGGGAGGCGAGACAAGACGUGAGUGGCCGAGGAGGCAUACGGCCUGGCGUUUUACGGGCAAGCAUGGAAACCGCUCGGAUUGUCUGGUUUAACUUUCCUUUUGAAUAUGAUACCUGUUCGUGGCCACUAUGAGAGACAGAAUUGAUCACCUGGUUCAACAUUCGAACACUUACAUCGAGGUUCACUGUGCUUUAAUCGAGAGCUGUCUUUAGAG